Closterium sp. NIES-65 is the source of this 639-nucleotide messenger RNA. The record is from the annotation of a GenBank genome assembly. Lineage: Eukaryota; Viridiplantae; Streptophyta; Zygnematophyceae; Desmidiales; Closteriaceae.
AUGGUCUACGCGACUGCCCUCAGCCUAAACUCUCUCCCUCCUUGUGCCCCCCGCUGUCCUCUCCUUACGUGCCCCCCCUUCACCUCCUUUCCAGCAACCAGGCGGUUGCCUCGCCCUAUACCCUCGACUUUACCGAUCCUCUCCCUCUUCCCCUUCCUCUCAACAGUGCCUUGUCCUGCCUCAAGGCUCCCUCCCGGCGCCUGUACUAGCCGCUUCCACCCGCUGCCCGGCUCGCUUGUGGCUGCAUUCACUCCGUCCCCUCCUACGCACCCCCUCACCUCACUGAAUCCCCCUGCCCUGCCCUCUCGCUACCUUGCUUGCCCCCCACUCUUCCCGCCCCCCACACUCCUUCCCCCAGGACAAAUCCUCGGGGCCCGUCCGGCUCCCGAUGCCUUCCGCAAGGACCCCGGCUUCCUCUUUAUCGGGCUCGACACCGACAUCGAACCCUGGACUUGCGUCCUCUGCAACUUCACUUGCGGCCCUGCCCUCGAGUCUGCCAUGGCGCACAUGGACUCCGAGGCUCACACCUCCAACCUGCACGCAGCUGCCAAGGGCCCGGCUGCAAAGGAAAAGUACAGCAUCUGGAGGGCCCUUACCUUCCUGGCUACCCCCCAGAUCGCCUCAUUCCUCUCCCAGUGA